CUAUUUCAUACACUAUUUCUGUACCUAUGGGACAUGCGAGUAAAUAGGGAAGAAUGCUAACCUACAAAAACAAGAAAGGCAAAAUGAGAGCGGGAGAGAUAGAUCCGAGGCGAGGGCUCCAAUUUGUUUCAUGCACAUUUGGUCGGAAGGAUUGGGGAAUUCAAUGGGGAGAUUGAGGAAUCGGAUUCUGAUCACGUUGGCCCUGCAGAUGAUGGCAUCCGCCGGCGCAAUGCGGUUUGAUUUGCAGUCCGGAUCCUCCAAGUGCAUCACGGAGGACAUCAACAAAAACGCCAUGACCGUCGGCAAGUACUCCGUCAUCAAUCCUCUCGACGGCCAACCCUUGCCGGACUCCCACAAGACCACCAUCCGGGUAACUUCUCCAGAUGGUCAUCACUAUCACUAUGCAGAUUCUGUGGAUGGUGGUGAUUUCGCGUUUACUGCAGCUGAGGGUGGCAACUAUAUUACUUGUUUCUGGGCGCCUGAGCACAAGCCGCCUUUCACAUUGUCGGUUGAUUUUGAUUGGAAGACGGGAUUUGCUGCCAAGGAUUGGUCGAAAGUUGCCAAGAAAGAUCAGAUAGAAGAGAUGGAACUCGAGCUUAUGAAAUUGUUGGACGCGGUGACAGCCAUUCACGAUGAGAUGUACUAUCUUCGCGAAAGGGAGGAAGAAAUGCAAGUACUGAAUAGAGCAACUAAUUCGAAGAUGGCGACUUUCAGUUUUCUGUCGAUCUUUGUUUGCUUGUGUGUGGCUGCUAUGCAACUAUGGCAUUUGAAGACAUUUUUUGAGAGAAAGAAGCUCAUCUGAUUCUUCGUGCUUCAUGUUUCUCUUGUUACCAGGAGACUUUGAUUUCUGGUUCUCUAUUGUGGGUUAGGGUAGAUGACAGAACUGUAUAACAAUCAAUCCUCUUCUUACCUGUUAGCUGAGGAUAUUUGAUAAAAUUUUUGUGGUCAAAAGAAUAUUCUAUAAUUGUAGAUAGUCUUUUUCUUUUUU
Messenger RNA from Ipomoea nil (Japanese morning glory), 988 nucleotides. RefSeq names its product transmembrane emp24 domain-containing protein p24delta9-like. Bases 131 to 802 code for a protein of 223 amino acids. The transcript has 4 exons. Gene Ontology annotation, biological process: Golgi organization; endoplasmic reticulum to Golgi vesicle-mediated transport; intracellular protein transport. Lineage: Eukaryota; Viridiplantae; Streptophyta; Magnoliopsida; Solanales; Convolvulaceae. Gene Ontology annotation, cellular component: endoplasmic reticulum; COPII-coated ER to Golgi transport vesicle; Golgi apparatus. The record is from RefSeq and is a predicted model, not a curated record.